GAGGCCGGUGUGGAUGACGCAGGCUCCAGCAGGGCAUCAUAACAAGCCAGAGGCGCUUUAUCUUAGCCUCAGAAACUUUGUCCCCAGGGUCUGGCGGCAACGGUGUCUGCAGAAUUACCGGGCUCCAGGGCAGGAAGACCGAGCGGACCGGACGUGUCCCGGGUCCUCUCACUGAGCUCGGAGCUCCUGCAUCCCGGAGUUCCCGAACUGGUCCCCUGACGCUGUCGCUUGAACUUGGAGCAAGACCUCCCUCAGUCCCAAGACCUCCCUCAGUCCGCCGCGCCCCGCAGCGGCUGAACGCCACCAGCCCGCAGCCAGGAAGGAGAGGAGGGAGAGAGAUGUUGUGGUUGUGGUUAGGGCUCCUCGGGCAGAAGCUGUUACUCUGGGGCGCAGCAAGCGCGGUCUCGGUGGCCGGCGCCACAGUCCUGCUCAACAUUCUGCAGAUGCUGGCUAGCUAUGCGCGGAAAUGGCUGCAGAUGCGACCUAUCCCAUCGGUGGGUCCCGCCUAUCCCUUUGUGGGACACACUCUGCUAAUGAAGCCCAACGGAGCAGACUUUUUUCAGCAGUUAAUGCAGUACACAGAGGAAUUCCGACACCUGCCCCUCAUUAAACUCUGGAUUGGACCAGUGCCCCUCGUGGCUCUUUAUAAGGCAGAGAAUGUGGAGGUAAUUUUGACCAGUUCAAAGCAAAUUGAUAAAUCAUUUCUGUACAAGUUCCUACAGCCAUGGCUGGGCCUAGGACUUCUCACAAGUACUGGGAACAAAUGGCGCUCCAGGAGGAAAAUGUUAACGCCCACCUUCCAUUUUACAAUUCUGGAAGAUUUCUUAGAUGUCAUGAACGAGCAAGCAAAUGUAUUGGUUGGCAAGCUUGAAAAACACGUCAACCAAGGAGCAUUUAACUGCUUUUUCGACGUCACUCUUUGUGCGUUGGAUAUAAUCUGUGAAACAGCUAUGGGGAAGAACAUCGGAGCUCAAAGUAAUGGUGAUUCUGAGUACGUCCGGACAGUGUAUAGGGUGAGUGAUAUGAUAUACCGCAGAAUGAAGAUGCCCUGGUUUUGGUUUGACCUUUGGUACCUUCUGUUUAAAGAAGGACGCGAACACAGAAGGGGACUCAAGCGCCUACAUACUUUCACCAACAAUGUCAUCGCUGAGCGGGUCAAUGCCAUGAAGGCAGAGGAAGACUGGAGUGCCGGCGGGGGCCCUGAACCCUCCAGAAGAAAGCGCAAGGCCUUUCUGGACUUGCUUUUGAGUGUGACUGAUGAGGACGGAAACAGGUUAAGCCAGGAAGACAUCCAAGAGGAAGUUGACACCUUCAUGUUUGAGGGUCACGAUACAACUGCAGCUGCGAUAAACUGGUCCUUAUACCUACUGGGUUCUUAUCCAGACGUCCAGAGGAAAGUGGACAAGGAACUGGAUGACGUGUUUGGUAGGUCCCUUCGCCCUGUCACCUUGGAAGACCUGAAAAACCUUAGAUAUCUGGAUUGCAUCAUUAAGGAGACUCUUCGGGUUUUCCCCUCGGUCCCUUUAUUUGCCCGGAGUCUUAGUGAAGACUGUGAAGUCGCUGGUUUCAGAGUGGCAAAAGGCACAGAAGCGGUCAUCAUUCCAUAUGCCUUGCACCGAGACCCCAAAUACUUCCCGGACCCCGAAGAAUUCCAGCCAGAGCGGUUCUUUCCCGAGAAUUCCCAAGGACGCCAUCCCUAUGCCUACGUGCCCUUUUCUGCUGGACCUCGAAACUGUAUUGGUCAAAAGUUUGCUGUGAUGGAGGAAAAGACGAUUCUUGCCUAUAUCCUGAGACACUUUUGGGUAGAAUCCACCCAGAAGAGGGAAGAACUGGGCCUGUCUGGAGAUUUAAUUCUUAGGCCAAAUAAUGGUAUCUGGAUCAAACUGAAGAGGAGACAUGAAAAGCCCUAACUUUGUCCUUGGGCUGUGACCUUAUGAUGAAGAUCAUUCCAUAAGAAACACGGUAUUUGCAGUUUUUAUAUUGGGAGCUGAAAACUCUUGAGUCCAUGGACAUAAUGUUUUUUUCUUGCCCCCACUGCUCUUGGGACCCAGUCCGUCACAGUGAGCUUUGUAUGUUUAUUUCCAACAUAGAUGCCAUGUCACACCUGCCCUUGGUCUCAAAGGUAUUCUCAGCUGAGCCAACACCAAAAUAAGCAUAUAAUAAAAAUUAUAGCAGACGGAACCAUCAGCCUAUUCAAUCUCAUUGCUAUAUUCAAAAGAUGCCAUUUAAAUGAAAUUUCAGAAUUAAGAUGUUCUUGUUGACUCUGAAACCCAUAUGAUAUCAUUUGAAAAUGGUGGGUAACCAAGCUCUUCAGCAUCGUGGCCUUAAGAUUUAUCUCAUUAGUUAUGAGAUAGGCAGUUGUCAUAACUCUCGCCGAUUUUAUCAUGAAAAGCAGGUCCCUUACAUGCCUGGCACAAGUGGCAGUCACCUUGCUAACUGUGUGCAAGGUCUUCUUUCUGUUCUUGGGGGAGUCACAAUCACCUUUUAUAUCACGCCACUGGAAAAGAUUCCUCUCUACAACUUCCAACCUCUCAUGGUACCUCAGAAGCUCAGCUAGUGGCCUUCGAAGUUCAAGUAGCCACGGAAAUUCUCUGCUUAUGCCCUGUUCAUUCUAUUAAGAGUAGGAGCAUAGAAUAAAUGGGAUAGUAAAUUUCUGCCCAAGUUCUACUACUAAUUGUGGAUGGCUAGACAUAGAUAAAAUGUCUACACUGGAGCCUCCCCAUUCCCUUUUUGAUAUACUUUCUCCUGAUUUGGCUUUUUGAAACUCAGGAUUGUGAUUUGAUGGAUUAGAACCUUUUAGUAUUUCUUGUAUUUCUUCCACUUUUAGAGGAAGAAAGAAUCUGUUCUUUUAUAUUUAGUAACACCGUAAUAACACUUGGUUCAGGAUUAGACAUCUAAUAAACUCAGCCCUGUGGAAUAUCCUUGCAAAGUUGAUAAUUGAAUUACAUUCCUUAGACUUUAAUCUUGUAUAUAAUACUGCUAUUUCUCAGGUAAUGACUUUUAGACACUUCUUUUUAAUAAAUAUUUUUUAACAGGA
Microtus oregoni (creeping vole) is the source of this 3037-nucleotide messenger RNA. RefSeq names its product cytochrome P450 4V2. NCBI's taxonomy places the organism in Eukaryota, Metazoa, Chordata, Mammalia, Rodentia, Cricetidae. The coding region runs from base 339 to 1910 and encodes 523 amino acids. The transcript is spliced from 11 exons. Gene Ontology annotation, molecular function: heme binding; oxidoreductase activity, acting on paired donors, with incorporation or reduction of molecular oxygen; iron ion binding. The record is from RefSeq and is a predicted model, not a curated record.